GUAUACAGUGCCUCAUUGCGGUACCUCAUGAGCCAACCUUCAGAGAGCCGUGACAGUGCCUUGAUACUAAACAAACCCAGAAACCUCCCCCUAUGAAUCUUUCACCAGCGAAAGAACAAUCUCAAGCUCCUUUUUUAAAAAAAACAAAAACAAAUUUUAAAAAGUCUUCAUAUUCAUGAGCCUAGCCAUGGAAAGUUUCAGCAGAGAAUAAACAAGCCAAAGCAGGGAAGGAAUAAGGUAAACAGCUCUGCCAUGAUUUUCACUACAGAUGUGAGAGAUCUGGGAGAUAGUUUUGCCUGCUGUGUGUUUUUGCUCCUGCAUUUAGGCCUUAACCGGCCAUGCAAAGUAUAUGGCUUAUAUAUAUUGCAUUUGUGGGGAAGGACCCCAAUUGCUUUGUUUGUGAUGCUCGUAUGUUGCAUGUAUGUUGGAUUCAUGUUGCAUUUGUGGGGAAUGGUCAUAGUUUAAUCAUACAGCAUCUGCUCUGCAUUGUAGAAGCUCUCAAGUUCAGCCUCAAGCACCUCCAGGUACAACUUGGACAGAGAUCUACCUGAAACUCUGGAAAGCCACCAGCAGUCAAUGUAGGCAGUACUGGCCCACGCAAUACUAGGAUCAUAGAACUGAUCUAAGGUCUGACUGGGUAUAAAACAGCUUCCUCUGUUGCUAUUAGAAGGAGGCUGCAGUGAUGGUUUGCAAAGUUAUCUGCCAGCUAUCCUCCUCUCCCUAGGACAGCAGAUAACUUAUAUUAUUUACCCCCGCUUCCCCCCACCCCCCAGCACUAUAAGCUAAAACAGUGGCUCUUUCUUAAAAAGAGACAAAAUGUUGCAUCCAUUUUUUUUCCAGUGAUGUCUUGCUUGUGUACAAAUAUGUAAUGCUGUGGGAGCAGGGGGAAAUGUUCCAGCAGACUUUUGCAUACACCAAGUAAAGCGGGCAGAAUCUACUGCUCUUAUUCUUGGUGGAUAUGAAAGCAAAAGCAACUGGGGAAUAAAUAAAUAUAUCAUUCCCCCCGCCCCCCCACAGAUUUCUAGACUCGAGGAGUUUAGUUUGUUAUGUUGUGCUGCCAGAACUGCAUUCUUUAGGAAUGACUAAUAUUGACAUGGGGCUGAGGGGUUUGAGAUGGAAGAUACUAAACUGUAAGUGCUUCAUGGGAAUGAUAGGCAAACAUGCAUUUGUUAAGAGAUACUUAUCAUGAAGAAAUUGUUUGAUUCAGGCUUUGUGCUUGAGCCACUAAUUGUCCCUAUUGUCUUGUAAUGCAUGUUUAUUUUUUGUAUUAUUAUUAUUAUUCUACUCUGUCAGAAAUACCCCCAGGUAAUGUUCUGUGAUGUUUCCUUCACCUACUUGGCCUUAUACUGGUGAAUGAAGCUAGCUUUUCCAUUUCUUCUCUAGGUGGACAAUGUUUAAACGGACCAUUUGACUGUGAUCUAUCAAGUCAAGGAGGCUGAUGAACCACCAAUGAGAAUUCUUGUUUGGCCAGUGCUGAUAUCUCUCUGAUUCCACUAUGGAAGAGAAAUGCACACAAGACCACCUCUUCAAAGAUCAGGAUUUCUCCUCUGAGCUGCUAAAGCAGCUCAAUGUUUUACGGAAGAACAGAAUCCUAACUGACGUUGUCCUGUGUACGGGUGACACAGAAAUCCCUUGCCAUAGGAAUGUACUUGCCUCAAGCAGCCCCUACUUCAAGGCAAUGUUCUGCAACAACUUCAAAGAGAGUGGCCAGGAAAAAGUCAGCCUCAGAGACAUCGACUCAAACAUUCUUCAUUGCAUCAUUGUCUACGUUUACACAGGAGAGAUUCUAAUGACUGUGGAGAAUAUUUUGUAUCUAAUGGAAACUGCUUCCAUGCUCCAGUACAUGAAGCUAUUUGAGGCCUGCUCAGCCUACCUCCAGGAGCAACUUGCUCCGGAUAACUGCCUCAGUCUGAUUCGGCUCUCGGAGAUCUUGCACUGUGAUAAACUCAAGAAGAAAGCCAAAGCAAUGGCUCUGAAGUGUUUCCCUGAAGUAGCCAUCUCCGAAGACCUGAAAGAACUCUGUGUUUUGGAGUUGAUAGACUAUCUUGGAGAUGAUGAGCUUUGUGGAGAGGAGGAACAAGUUUUUGAAGCUCUCAUGGUUUGGGUGAGGCAUGAUCCCCAGGCACGGCAAAGCUAUAUACAAGACUUGUUCAAGAAAGUAAGGCUUCAGUACGUCCAUCCAACAUUUUUCUUCCACUUCAUUGCCAAUGAUUCUCUCAUUCAGUCGUCCCCAGCAUGUAGAAAUAUCCUGGAACUGGCCCAAAAGCAGAUGUUUUCUCUGUAUAGCACCAAUGCUCCAGAUAUCAAACCUAUGUGGCACGUUCCUCGGCGAUAUUCAUGCCGGGAAUUCCUCCUCCUGGUUGGUGGCCGGAAAGACAACCAACAGACGACGAGGGAUGUCUUGCUGUACGAUGAGAAGACAAACCAGUGGUUGAGCCUUGCCAAAUACCCAACACGGCUCUACAAGGCCUCUGUAGUGAGCGUCCACAGUAAUGUUUAUCUCCUUGGAGGCAUUCCCAUUGGCAAUGGGAAGAACCAAGUCAGCGACAAUGUUUAUAUCUUCUCACUCAAACUUAACCAAUGGAGGCUAAUGGAGCCCAUGUUAGUUCGGCGCUAUUCCCACAGGAGCAUUGCCUAUAAAAACUAUAUCUUUGCCAUUGGGGGCAUUGGAGAAAACCAGGAGAUCCUAAAUUCCAUGGAAAGAUAUGACAGUAUCUACAAUGUUUGGGAGCACAUGGCAAACAUGCCAGUUGCCGUUCUUCAUCCUGCUGUGUCUUCCAAAGACCAAAGAAUCUAUCUCUUUGGAGGGGAGGACAUGAUGCAAAACCCUGUCCGGCUAAUACAGGUAACUCCCAAUCUUCAACCAUCUCACCUUCAAGAUGCCAGUUGUCCUCUUUAGAGACAAUGUUGAGCAUACACAGAGACAUGAUUUCAGGCUUGUGAGACCAUUGGAUCUGACCACACGUGGCUGCUCUUAUGUUCUCCAAAGUAAUGAAUGACUUGUGCCCAGACUCAGCUGUCAAUAGAAAAUUCUAUCUGUUACCUUGAUGAUUUAUCAUGAAUUCCAUGCUGUAGUUCAGGAGCGGCCAAUACAGUGUCCUCUAGAUACUGUAGGAAUACAACUCCCAUCAUCCCCUGACCACUUUGGGUCAUGCUUGCUUUAGGAGCUGUUGUCCAACAGAAUUUGGAGGGUACCGCUGCUGUAAACACUCAAAUGCACUUGCUAAGGAGAAACUGUCUUCUCUAGAAAACUACAUGCAUAUUCAUUUCUGUUUACACAUGCAAUUAAUUCAUUAAUAGGAGUUUAAUGAACUUCCACAACGACACUUUGCAAAGUCUUUGUUCUUAAAGAGGCCCACCAAGAAGGCUUGCAUCAUUUAGCAGCAUGUAGUUUAGGGUGUAUAUUUGUUGAUGUGAAUAUAAGCCUGACAUUUUGAAUGUCCCAGGCAGGCCAGGCCAACUGCCAAUCAAAGGCUCGAGUCCAAAGACUUCAGUGCGGUCCGCAAAACAUUGCUAGACAUGGCAGGCCAUGCAAAUUGCACAUGUGUCUCAGAAGUCCUCUGGCCACUUUUAGCAAGGCAAACCUGAAUCUCAGACAUUAGAGGAAGCUCUAAUGCAUCUUUACCAUGCAGAAGGUCUCAGGUUCACUUCCUGGCAUCUCCAGGGAAGUCUGGGAACGCCCCCUGUAUGAAAUCCUGGAGAGAAUGUGUAAAGAAAUCUGAGUUAGAUGAACCAAUCAUCUGACUCAGUAAAAGGCAGCUUCCUGUUUUUCCGUGUAUGGAGAAGGAUGUCUCUACCAGCAACAAAAUGUAAGCCAGGAGGAGGAGGAGCAAGAGGGAAUGCCACCAUUGCCACCGUAGCAGGAGGGACAGCAGAGGGAGAUGAAGGCAAUGGGAUCCCCACACAGUGUGAUUUGCUCCACAUCCCCAAUGGAAUGGUUCUUCCAAGGACUGUUCAAUGUUCAAUGGUUGUGGUUGCUGUAAGGGUUGUGAGCAGUCACCCUCCCUUUCAGAAAUGCAAUCGGGUUGUGCUCUUUUUACAUCUAAUCCCAGUAAUCUCAUUUAUGUGUUGGGUGUUCCAGGUAUAUCAUGUGUCCAGGAACAUGUGGUUCCGGAUGGAGACCAGAAUGGUGAAGAACGUCUGCGCACCAGCAGUUGUGAUUGGAGACCGGAUUUUUAUUGUUGGAGGUAAUUUGUUUAAGUGCUCUUACGACUGUUUUCACAACGCAGGUGCUCAAGGAUGAGAGCGGGUAACCUAAGGUCCUAAACGAUGCUGAUGACCACAACGCCCUGGCCAUUGGCCCUGCUGGCUGAGGCUGAUGGGAUUUAGAGUCUGACUGUAUCCCACCGCUGGCCCCAACACUGCUCUAUUUCUUCUUUACUGCAUGCCAUUGCGGUGUGCAAUUCCUUUCCACAACUGGUCACGCAGCCAAGUCUGUGUGUGGACAUUGUGCAGUGCCUUGGAGCUUAUUGCUUAAAACCUUCAAGGCAGAAAAGGGGCUAUUUCAGUGGUUGGUGCCAAAGUCACUCUCCCUUGGCUUCUGCCAUAGUAGAAGUAAAGUCUAUCCUCUCCUUAUUUUUACAGUCUUCUGUGUCGGGAUUAUAAACAUGCCAAGAAGGAAUAAAGCAGAACACGUCAUGGAAAAACCAACCCCACACUAGAUUUUCCUGCAUGCUUCCAUAGACUUAUGAACUUGAUGUUUUUGUCCACGUACAAAAACUAGUUUUAUAUUCCACCCGUAAUUCCAUUCAGAGGUAGACCCUAGUUGUUAUUAACUGCAUGGAUCUGAAGAUAAGUGGAAGGUAGGAAGUUUAUGCAAGGAAAGUUUAUGUGUCCUCCUCUCCCUCCCCUGGCAAUUGCUUUGCACAAAUGUGCAUAUUAGGGCAAAACUGCAGACAAACGUAUGUGCACAUUAGGAUAAAUUUACACUGAAAUGCUAAUGAAUUUAACAACAACAACAAUUUAUUUAUGCCCCGCCCAUCUGGCUGAGUUUCCCCAGCCACUCUGGGCGGCUCCCAAUCAAGUGUUAAAAACAGUACAGCGUUAAAUAUUAAAACCUUCCCUGAACAGUGCUGCCUUCAGAUGUCUUUUAAAGAUAGGAUAGCUGCUUAUUUCCUUCACAUCAGAAGGGAAGGUGUUCCACAGGGAGGGUGCCACUACCGAGAAGGCCCUCUGUCUGGUUCCCUGUAACCUCACUUCUCGCAAUGAGGGAACCGCCAGAAGGCCCUCGGCGCUGGAUCUCAGUGUCCGGGCUGAACGAUGGAGGUGGAGACGCUCCUUCAGGUAUACAAAAUUGAAAACUACAGUGGUACCUCGGGUUACAGACACUUCAGGUUACAGACACUUCAGGUUAAAGACUCCGCUAACCCAGAAAAAGUACCUCGGGUUAAGAACUUUGCUUCAGGAUGAGAACAGAAAUUGCGCGGCGGCAGCGACAGCAGGAGGCCCCAUUAGCUAAACCCAUUACCUCAGGUUAAGAACAGUUUCAGGUUAAGAACAGACCUCCAGAACAAAUUAAGUUCUUACCCCGAGGUACCACUGUAGCGUGGAAAUGUGGAGAACAGAAUUUAAGAUUGAGAAACAGGGAGAAACCGGAAUUGACAGAUUCACCCACCCAAAACUCUGUGUGGUCAUUUUGCAGGGGUCCUGUGGUCAGGGGCUGCGGAAGGAAGGGGGUGUGGUGGGCGCAGGCUGCCCCAGGUGUCACCACUGAGGGGGGUGACAAAAUGCUGGGUGGCACUCACCACAGGGCCUGCAGCGCACCCAAGCCACACGUCUCUCCUGGGAGUGACACAGUGGCUUUGGCGUGCACAGGCUCAACGCUGCCCCAUACGGUCCACCCGCCGCCUCCCCCUCAGCUGUGGGGUGUCUGAGUGGGGGGAGGCAGGCAGACCCUGUGGAGCGUCCUGUCCCGGCUGGCCCCACCCCUUGGUGUAGGGCACAUGCGCCGCACCAGGCGCCCGAUUGGCUUGCUCCACCACUGCCUGUGGUGCAUAGCUUGGACUUCGGCCUUGAGAUUCAACCCUAGCUGCCUAACCCUGAGGAAAAAGCCUUUCCGGAGGAUUGUGGGUCCCUUCUGAACAAUAUGGGAAUGAUAGAGGGGGCUGCUGAAAGAAGGGGAAACCACCCUCUAAUCAGUUGUCGGCUGGUCUGAUUUUGAACGAUUGCCCUCUCUACCCUAGGCCUCCCACACCUUGACUGCCUGAAUAAGGCUUUUUUGUGCAUGUUUUUUCCUUUAUGAAAUUUAUGUCUGUGUUGGAAAAUAAAAACGUAUGAAACAGCUUGGUAUGAGAGAAAACGAGGAGCUCAAAAUGUGAACGCAGCAGAGAUGAGAAAAAGAAGAUUUUUCAAAAAAAUAACGCUUUCAAAUGUAUUUAUUCUGAAUCUUUGUGCCAAUAAUUCAACUGACAAGCUUAAGCCGUAAGCUUUGGGGGGGGGGUUACUUAACAAAGUACACAAACAUUUCAUCUAAUUUCAAACAUAAUUCAUUCUCUUUUAAAGUGGAGAGAUUUACUACCGAUAAGUUUUCAUUUACCAAGUAAGUAUGCCAUAACAUCAUCCAGUUGUUCUUGGCUUAUCAGCAGCUGGAACUGAAAAAUCACAAUGAUAACAAACACAUUCUUUAAAUGGGGGGGGGGGAGCCAGUAUAUUUCAAGUCUUCAUUGCACAAUACACAUCAAACAAAGUUGGGUUCAUUGGCUCAAGUAAUGGGAUUCUUGCUUUUAAUUAAAUGGUGCUUUCUUUUUUGAUGUUAUCGCCUACUGCCGUUGUGUCCAAACCUACAUUGGUUCUGAGUUGAACCACUAAGUGAUAAAACAUAGUUGUUUGAAAGGAGAACAAUAUAGCAAAAAGAGAGCUUUCCAAAGCUCGUUUGCAAGUCCUCAGAACUGAGCUGUCUAGCAACUCAGAUUUACCAACAACACCUUAAUAUUUAUUAGAUUUCUGUGAUCGUCAGGGUAGGAAAGGGAAGUUCCUCCAUGCUUUUGCCUACUUCCUGCUCCCAAAAAAACCACAACCUUACAAGCUGUGACGAUUUGCUAUGCAGUAGGCAAAAACCAAAUGGCAAUCUGCCAAAUGGACAAAAUUUCUACCAGGCCCCUGCCCCAAAAGCAGGCCACCCCAUGUCAAACGCAACAGCCCUAAAUUAGGGAGGGUGGGCGGGUGAUCCAAUGCACGCAGCAAAAGAGACUGGAAAAAUCUGCGUGCCAAGAAUAUAUAACCUUUGGGCCAACCCUCUAAAUGGUAACAUCAAAAUCUCCCCAACAACCCAAAUUGGCCCAAUCACAGUCAUGGCCAUCCAAAUGGUCCCGCCCAGUAACCAAGAGGGGGUGUCCUGUUAGACCCCACUGCAACACGUGCUCUCCAUGAAGGAGAACACGCUUUGCCAUCUCAUCAACCAUUCUUCCUUUGAGGGCAUUCUCUCCUUCCAUUUCCGUGCACAGAGAAUCCUUGCCACUAACAGCGUAUUAAAUGUCUGGCGUGCAUGUGACCAUAGUCAAAAGGGACAGAGCUAUUCACACAAAUGUUUUGCCACGUGGAGCAGCUCUGACAGCGCUGCAGUAUCUGUGCCACAAGCGUGUUCCAGGCCUGCGUUUCAAAUAUUUUGGAAUUAACAAUCACCAGCACUUCUAACUCUGAAACCCCUUCUUUACGCAUUCGAUGCAAAGGAUUUUUGCAAAAUUCAUAAUUGUCUGGUGUGUUUCUCUCUCUUCCCCCCCCCUCCAGGGUACACCAGACGAGUGAUUGCUUAUGAUACCAAGGCUAAUAAAUUUGUGAAAUGUGCAGACAUGAAGGACAGGCGGAUGCAUCAUGGCGCUGCGGCAAUAAAUGAGAAGCUGUAUCUGACCGGUGGUCGCUGCCUUACCUUUGACAAUGAAAUCAAAGACUCCGAUUCGCUCGAGUGCUACGACCCCAAGACAGACACCUGGGCUUCAAAGGGGCACCUGCCCCACAGACUCUUUGACCAUGGGUGUCUGGCGCUCCAAUGUGUGCCUUAUGCCAAUCUCUUGUGAGAGGAGGGCUGAGGGGAAAUGGCCAUUGUCCUCUUCAACUUGAAAGGCCCAUGUUGCUCUCUGCAUAGAGAAGGCUGGUAGACUCUUGCCAGGAAAACCACCAAAACGGACAAACAAAUAAGGUGGAGACCUUAGGGUUUCAGUUCCUGUUUUGGACUCCCAUUCCCCACUAUAUCUUGAGGUAAAAGUGACAUAGUGGCAGAUUUUGAGUGUGAUGAAAUGUCUGUUGUGCAUAAUGUUCGGCGCUUCUUGUGGGUGGGUGGUUGGUUUACCAUGAGGGAUAUAAUUUGGAUUUUUUUGCCUAAAACACCAGAAUGUCCCAUCUCCUCUUUCCUGCCCUCUGAGGGACUUUCCUCACAACCUCAACGGGCCCUUGAGGGAAGUUGUGACGCAGAUCAAGAUCAAGCAUUGGCUUCUAACAGGUCUUCCAAGCAACCCCAUGCAGACAACAGUGACUGUUGAUUCUUUUUUAAUGGUUUUCAUGUGUAUAUCUAAAGUGUUCACUGUUCCUGUUUUCUUAGAAGCUGUGUCUCUUGACAAUUAAAGAAUCUGUCCAAUUCUAUGGUGCUUCAUAAAAGCCUCUGGGCAUAGCAUGGCGGGGGGCAUCCGAGAGGCAUCCGGGGCAAUUGCCCUGGACAAAAAAAGUAUUAGGGACUCGCCUCUUCAGUUGCCAUCCCAACUGGAGGCCCUUUCUAUCCUACCUGCCCAGCUCACCUGAGCAGCAUGCCAAGCAGGAGUUGAGAGAGGGAGGGCACUUACAUCCAUUGGCCAUGCAGCGUCCCCCAUCCAUGGGGGAGGCAGGUGGACAGCGAGAGUCGUGGCAAUGCCCCAGCCUCAGGAGGCGGGCAUACACAUUCAACCACUGCACCACAGCUCUGUCUUGCAGCAGCAGUGCCACAUGGAGGUGCCAGUUAGGGGCGCAAUACUUGCCUUGCCCUUCUUUAGUUAGUAUACCUAUCUAUAGUAACAGUAUAGUACCUUGCUGAAGUGUAGAUGGGUGUGUGAUAACAGCAAGAACCUUUAUUGAACUCCAGUCAUACCUCAUGUUAUGUCCGCUUCAUGUUACGUACUUUCAGGUUACAUCCCGCGGCGACCCGGAAGUACCAGAAAGGGUUACUUCCGGGUUUCGCUGCUCACGCAUGUCCAGAAGUGCAAAAUGACGUUACACGCAUGCGCAGAAGUGGCGAAUCGCAACCCGCUCAUUUCAUGUUGUGAAUGGGCCUCUGGAACGGAUCCCGUUCUCAACCAGAGGUACCACUGUACAUAACUGGGAAACAGGGGGAAAGCAACUGCUUAUAUGCAUUCCUGAAAGCCUGGGCCACUCCCACACCCUGUGUGAUUGGCUGUCUAAACUUCCAAGCUGCGAAUCACAACUCAGAGUUCAAGGGCCAAUGGCAGAGGCCCAAAUCCUAAAAUGUUCUGUGAUUGGAUGUCAUGUAUCGAAUCAGAGCACAGGGGCUCAGAAUCCUUAGUCCAGGCUCAGUCUCAGGCAAACACAAACCAAUGAAUACAUAACACUUGCUAUGCAUAAAGCUCAGCCUUUACCAUGAAGAACAUGAGAGAGAAGAGAGAGAGAGAUGGGUUGAAAUUACCGUAUUUUUCGCUCUAUAAGACG
Molecule: messenger RNA, 9627 nt
Organism: Podarcis lilfordi (Lilford's wall lizard)
Lineage: Eukaryota; Metazoa; Chordata; Lepidosauria; Squamata; Lacertidae
Source: the annotation of a GenBank genome assembly